AAUAUUUUACUUAUUAGAAAUGUAAGUAUUAAAAAUUAGGUCGUUGUUGAUUUUUUUAAAUUAAAAAUUUCUUUUUUAGGGUAAUUUUAUCAACUUUUUCGAUUUCGUUUAUAAUAAUAAUACUAUAUUUUUUAGAAAUUAUCUUGUUUUAAUAUUUUUUUGUUAUUAAUUAUUCAAUGUCGUCAUCUAAAUACAAAAACUAUGAUGUAUGUGCUGAUUGCAGCGGUCCAGAUCCUACUUGGGUGAUUGUUAAUCGUGGAUUAUUUAUUUGUGAUGAAUGCUGUAGUAUACACCGUAGUUUAGGCCGUCAUAUUUCACAAAUCAAAAGUUUAAACGCAGAAUGGUGUUCUUCUACUCUAAGUAUGGUAAAGACUUUACAUCAAGCUAAUAUUAAUACUCUUUGGGAACAUGCUUUAAGUGAUAGUAAAAAUCAUAAGAAAAAACCUACUCCUAAAGAUCCAAUUAAUAUUAAGGAAGAUUUUAUUCGUACUAAACACCGACAACAAGCAUUUAUUUUAAAGAGUAGUGAUACAAAGGAAGAUUUAAAUCAACAAUUACAUUCCAGUGUUCGAACAGCAAAUUUAGAAACAAGUCUUAGAAUAUUAGCUCAAGGUGCUGAUGCAAAUUAUUAUCAUCCUGAUAAAAAAAAUUAUCCAUUACAUGUGGCAUCUAAAGCAGGUCAGUUAUUGCAAGUUGAAUUAUUGCUAAUAUAUGGUGCUGAUCCUCAUGCUCUUGACAAUAAUAAAAAUUCUCCAGCAACAUCUGCUAAAUUGGCAGGUCAUAAAGAUAUAAAUGAAAGACUGAAUAAUAGCUUAUAUGAAGUAUUAGAUGCUCUUUAUUUGUAUGUACUUGGAAAAAAACCUGAUCAUAAAAAUGGAGAACAUAUGAUUAUAAUUAACGCUGAUGAUGAUGGUCAGAAAAUUGAGAAUUAUCAAGAAGGAAUAAAAAAAAUGCAACAACUUCCAAACUAUUUAUUUGAAGAUCUUAUAUUAGAUGUCUAUGAUGAAAUUGAUAGGCGAGAGACAGAAAAGUAUUGGCAAGAUAAAAAUUCACCUGAACAUAUGUCUGUACCUUUCUUACCUGUAAAUCCAGAUUUAUCAUCAAUGAAAAAUCAAGGACGUCAAAAAUUAGCAUGUUAUGGUCACAAAGAGUUCAAAUUUCUUGUGACUCAUAUAUUAAUUGAAAUAAAUAAAAGAACACAGCCUGUUAAUAAAUUAAUAAAUAAAGUAAAGUAUGAUGAUGAUGAACCUUUAUAUGAUCAUGUUGCCUCUGAUGAUGAUUAUGCUACUCCUGAACAAAUUGCUGCAAUGAUGGCAUGCCAAAAAUUAAAAACAAAUAAUAUAGAAAAUAAGGCAAUUGCUGAAAAAAUUUCUAUUCAAGAAAAUAAAAUGGAAUUAAAAAAAAAUAUUAUAUAUACAGAUCAAUUAUCAAAAACACAGCUUCAUAAUGGUAAUAUUCUAGAAGUCAAAUUGUCGGAAUCUGAAGCUCAAAUUUCUAUGUUAGCCUCUGAAAUAAUCUCGUUAAAAAAAAAGAUAGAAGAAGUAACAAAAGAAAACUCAAGUUUAAAAUGUGAAAUGUUGAGACAGAGACAACCAAUAUUGACAAAUAUUAAUGAGUCUAGUGAUGUUAAACAACAAACUAGACCUGUUUCUAUGUAUGAAACCCGAAAAAUUCCAAAAAGUGAUGUAAAAAGAAAUACGCAAGGUUGUUCAAGUGUGCCAUUGUCUGAAGAAGUAAUUCGUCACACUGACCACAUUACUAAGUGUAUUCAAGAACUUUGGACAAAUAUUAGAUCAUCAGAAGCUUGUAAAGUAUUUGUACCUGGAGCUGAUAAAAUCAAAAAUUCUGUUGUAGAACUAACUGCUCUAUUUCCUCAUGAGCUGGAAGAUGAUAUCAUUAAGUCUGCAUUAUGGUCAUUAAAUACAAAUACUACUCAAUUGCAAAUAGAAUGUUCAUGUUUAGAAGCAGGAGUAGAAAGAGUACGAAAUUGUUCAUUUAAUAUGGCUAAAGCUACAAAACAACUUUUAACUAGGUUUUAAUAAACAAUAAAUUUUAUUUUUAUCCAGUUUGAUUAUGUAUUUAUACAAAGUUCCUCUAAUUUAUUUUAUAGCAAACACAAACAGGGUUGUAAACUAAUAAGUAAUAAAAUAUUAGAUUAUGUAUAUUAUAGGUUUAUUGUAUAUUAAUGUGUAAUAAUCCAUUCUAAUUGUUAUUAGUGUAUUUUUGUGAAUCAAAUACUUAUGUUUUUUUUCUUGAUAACAUUAUUUUUAAUUGUUUAUAGAAUAUUUUAUAUAUUUUAAAAUAUAACCAUGUUUAGAAUUUUUCAUUGCUAAUAUA
Messenger RNA from Daktulosphaira vitifoliae (grape phylloxera), 2337 nucleotides. RefSeq names its product ARF GTPase-activating protein GIT2 (gene Git). Lineage: Eukaryota; Metazoa; Arthropoda; Insecta; Hemiptera; Phylloxeridae. Gene Ontology annotation, biological process: regulation of ARF protein signal transduction; brain development. The transcript is spliced from 13 exons. Bases 177 to 2039 code for a protein of 620 amino acids. The record is from RefSeq and is a predicted model, not a curated record. Gene Ontology annotation, molecular function: protein binding; GTPase activator activity.